AUGACAGAAGGAUUGACAAAAUAUUUUGCUUGUUUUUUCUCUCUCUCUCUCUCUGUUACCCCCACAGGUUCCCUCGCUUGUUCUCUCUCUCUCUCUCUCUCUCUCUCUUGUUCCUGGUCUGUGCCCCCACAGGUUCCCUCGCUCAUUCUCGCCCGCACAGGUUCCCUCGCUCGUUGUUUUCUCUCUGUUAACCCCGCACAGGUUCCCUCGCUCGUUGUUUUCUCUCUGUUAACCCCUGCACAGGUUCCCCUGCUCGUUGUUUUCUCUCUGUUAACCCCCCACAGGUUCCCUCGCUUCGUUGUUUUCUCUCUGUUAACCCCUGCACAGGUUCCCUCUCGUUGUUUUCUCUCUGUUAACCCCCCCACAGGUUCCCUCCCUCUCUCUCUCUCUCUCUGUUACCCCCCCCACAGGUUCCCUCUCUCUCUCUCUUACCCCCCCACAGGUUCCCUCUCUCUCUCACCCCCCCCAGGUUCCCCUCUCUCUCUCUGUUACCCCCCACAGGUUCCUCUCUCUCUCUCUGUUACCCCACCCACAGGUUCCCUCUCUCUCUCUCCCUCUGUUAACAACAGGCGAGGGAACCUGUGGGGGGUUCUCUCUCUCUCUCUCUGUUACCUCCCACAGGUUCCCUUGCUCAUUUUCUUUCUCUCUCUCUCUCUCUGUGUUAACCCCACAGGUUUCCACACUUCUUCUCUUGCUCUGUUAUCAGCUUCCCUCAUUCUUUCUCUUAUUCACUUUCUUUCUCUGUUGGCCUCUGUCCUCUCUCUGUUUCUCACUCUUUCUUUUUAUGUUGCUGCCAUGUUCCUGUCUCCUCUCUCUGCCUCCCCCCCCCGGUUCUCCUCUCUCUGCCUCCCCCCCCCGGUUCUCCUCUCUCUGCCUCCCCCCCCCGGUUCUCCUCUCUCUGCCUCCCCCCCCCGGUUCUCCUCUCUCUGCCUCCCCCAGUUCUCCUCUCUCUGCCUCCCCCCGUUCUCCUCUCUCCCUCCCCCAGUUCUCCUCUCUGCCUCCCCCCCGUUCUCCUCUCUCUGCCUCCCCAGUUCUCCUCCCCUCCCCCCCUUCUCCUCUCUCUGCCCCCCCCGUUCUCCUCUCUCUGCCCCCCGUUCUCCUCCCUCUGCCUCCCCCCCCGUUUCCCCUCCCUCUGCCUCCCCCCGUUCUCUCCUCCUCUGCCUCCUCCUCAGCUCUUCUGUCUCUCCCUCUGUCUCUCUCUCUCUCCUCUCUUUUUCCCUUGACUGCAGAUGGUUUUUCGAUUCUUUUUUUUCUUUUUCUCUACCCCUCUCUCUCUCUCUACCCCUCUCUCUCUCUCUACCCCUCUCUCUCUCUACCCCUCUCUCUCUCUCCCCUCUCUCUCUCCCCUCUCUCUCUCUACCCUCUCUCUCUCUACCCUCUCUCUCUCUACCCCUCUCUCUCUCUCUCCCCUCUCUCUCUCUACCCCUCUCUCUCUCUACCCCUCUCUCUCUCUCUACCCCCCUCUCUCUCUCUACCCCUCUCUCUCUCUCUACCCCUCUCUCUCUCUCUACCCCUCUCUCUCUCUACCCUCUCUCUCUACCCCUCUCUCUCUCUCUCUACCCCUCUCUCUCUCUCUCUCUACCCCUCUCUCUCUCUCUCUACCCCUCUCUCUCUCUCUCUACCCCUCUCUCUCUCUCUCUCUCUCCCCCUCUCUCUCUCUCUCUCUACCCCUCUCUCUCUCUCUCUACCCCUCUCUCUCUGCUUUUCCUCUCCUUUUCUCUUUCUCCCUCCAUGUCUUCCCCCUUUUCUCUCUUCCAAUAUAAAUCUAAUGUUUAUCUCUCAAACAGUACACUUUCUCUUACUCCACACAAUAACCUUCUUUGGUUUCUUUGUCGCUCUCUCUCUCUCUCUCUCUCUCUCUCUCUGAACAAUUACUUGUCUUUCCACUUACAAACUCUUCUUUCUCUUUCAAUACACACCCAUACUCGCAUUUUGUCUCUUCUCUUUUAA
Acanthosepion pharaonis is the source of this 1950-nucleotide messenger RNA. The record is from the annotation of a GenBank genome assembly. Lineage: Eukaryota; Metazoa; Mollusca; Cephalopoda; Sepiida; Sepiidae.